Messenger RNA from Cebus imitator (Panamanian white-faced capuchin), 4226 nucleotides. It is a transcript of the gene CARD14, whose product is annotated as caspase recruitment domain family member 14. The coding region runs from base 187 to 3291 and encodes 1034 amino acids. Gene Ontology annotation, biological process: regulation of apoptotic process. NCBI's taxonomy places the organism in Eukaryota, Metazoa, Chordata, Mammalia, Primates, Cebidae. The transcript has 20 exons. Gene Ontology annotation, molecular function: protein binding. The record is from RefSeq and is a predicted model, not a curated record.
UCAUCAUCUUAAAAGCACAUCGUGUCCUGUGAUGUUGGGGUGUCUGGACAUUUUGUUGUUGUGGGAGUUUGUCCUUGCAGGCAUUACCAAGCUUCUUCCUCUGCCUGAACAUCGCAGGACCGUGGGUUCUGACCGGCAAAGAGUGUGUGUGUGCCUUGCUAACUUUGUGACGGAGUUGAUUUUAAAAUGGUGUCACCCUGGCUCUCCGGAGCUCCUGCUUCCCUGACGAUUCCACCCCCAUGGCUGCCCCUCCUAGGGUUCUCCCCGAGCCCAGCCAUGGGGGAACUGUGUCGCAAGGACUCCACGCUCACCACGCUGGACGAGGAGACGCUGUGGGAGAUGAUGGAGAGCCACCGUCACAGGAUCGUGCGCUGCGUCUGCCCCAGUCGCCUCACGCCCUACCUGCGCCAGGCCAAGGUGCUGUGCCAGCUGGACGAGGAGGAGGUGCUGCACAGUCCCCGGCUCACCAACAGUGCCAUGCGGGCCGGGCACUUGCUGGAUUUGCUGAAGACUCGAGGGAAGAAUGGGGCCAUCGCCUUCCUGGAGAGCCUGAAGUUCCACAACCCUGACGUCUACACCCUGGUCACUGGGCUGCAGCCUGCGGUUGACUUCAGCAACUUUAGCGGUCUCAUGGAGACAUCCAAGCUGACCGAGUGCCUGGCUGGGGCCAUCGGCAGCCUGCAGGAGGAGCUGAACCAGGAGAAGGGGCAGAAGGAGGCGCUGCUGCGGCAGUGCCAGCAGCUGCAGGAGCGCCUGGGCCUUGCCGAGACCCGCGCGGAGGACCUGCACCAGCUGGAGGCUGACCACAGCCGCAUGAAGCAGGAGGUUAGCGCCCACUUCCAUGAGGUGCUGAGGCUGAAGGACGAGAUGCUCAGCCUGUCGCUGCACCACAGCAAUGCCCUGCAGGAGAAGGAGCUGGCCACCUCACGCUGCCGCAGCCUGCAGGAGGAGAGCCUUGGCCGAGACCCCCGGGGGGCUGAUCCUUCCCCUCCCCAGGAGGCCGCCCAGGCCCCUCUGUGUUGCCGCCGUAUUCUCAGGGUUCUGCUUGCCCAGGGCAGGCCUCUGGGGAAGCCAGCACCCCAAGCUGACCUCUGUCUGCCCCAGGCGGAGAAGGACAUUCUGGAGCAGAGCCUGGACGAGGCGCGGGGGAGCCGCCAGGAGCUGGUGGAGCGCAUCCACUCCCUGCGGGAGAGGGCCGUGGCCGCGGAGAGGCAGCGGGAGCAGUACUGGGAAGAGAAGGAGCAGACCCUGCUGCAGUUCCAGAAGAGCAAGAUGACCUGCCAGCUCUACAGGGAGAAGGUGAACGCGCUGCAGACCCAGGUGUCCGGGCUGCAAAAGGAGCGUGACCAGGCAUACUCUGCGAGGGACAGUGCUCAGAGGGAGAUUGCCCAGAGCCUGGCGGAGAAGGACUCCCUCCGCCGGCAGGUGUUUGAGCUGACGGACCAGGUCUGCGAGCUGCGCACACAGCUGCGCACACAGCUGCGCACACAGCUGCAGGCAGAGCCUCCGGGUGUGCUCAAGCAGGAAGCCAGGACCAGGGAGCCCUGUACGAGGGAGAAGCAGCGGCUGGUGCGGAGGCACGCCAUCGGCCCCAGGGACGACAGCCACUGCAGCCUCGCCAGCUCCUCGGAGUCUCAGCUCUGGUUGGACCUGAGCGCCACGUCCAGCCGCGAGCUGGUGGACAGCUUCCGCUCUAGGAGCCCUGUGCCCCCCAGCCAGCAGUCCCUGUACAAGCGGUUGGCCGAGGACUUCGGGGAAGAACCCUGGUCUUUCAGCAGCUGCCUGGAGAUUCCGGAAGUAGGCCUGGGAGCCCCGCCAGGAGCGAAGGCGGGUGACACAGACCUGGAUUAUGAGCUCCUAGACGGGGCAGACCUUCCCCAGCUGGAAAGCAGCCUGCAGCCAUUCUCCGCUGGAAGCCUGGAUGUCUCAGAGAGCAGCAUGCUCAUGAGGCGGAGGCUGGCCCGCAGGAUCCUGAGCCAGGUCACGGUGCUGGCGUUCCAGGGGGAUGCAUUGCUGGAGCAAAUCAGCGUCAUCGGUGGGAACUUCACAGGCAUCUUCAUCCACCGGGUCACCCCGGGCUCGGCGGCGGACCAGAUGGCUUUGCGCCCAGGCACCCAGAUUGUGAUGGUUGAUCACGAAGCCUCAGAGCCCUUGUUCAAGGCAGUCCUGGAGGACACAACCCUGGAGCAGGCCGUGGGGCUUCUCGGGAGGGUGGACGGCUUCUGCUGCCUGUCUGUGAAGGUCAACAUGGACGGUUAUAAGAGACUCCUCCAGGACCUGGAGGCCAAAGUGGUGACCUCAGGGGAUUCCUUCUACAUCCGGGUCAACCUGGCCAUGGAGGGGAGGGCCAAGGGGGAGCUGCAGGUGCAUUGCAAUGAGGUCCUGCACGUCACCGACACCAUGUUCCAGGGCCACAGCUGCUGGCACGCCCACCGCGUGAACCCCUAUACCAUGAAGGAUGCCGCGGGCCACGGCACCAUCCCCAACUACUCCCGGGCUCAGCAGCAGCUCAUAGCCCUCAUCCAAGACAUGACUCAGCAGUGCACAGUCACCCGCAAGCCAUCUUCCGGGGGACCCCAGAAGCUGGUCCGCAUCGUCAGUAUGGACAAAGCCAAGGCCAGCCCUCUGUGUCUGUCCUUUGACAGGGGCAAGUCGGACUCCAGCAGGAUGGAGGACUCCAGCACAUGCUUCUGGGCUGAGAGCUGCUUCACCUUGGUGCCCUACACACUGGUGCGCCCGCAUCGUCCCGCCGGGCCCCGGCCUGUGCUCUUCGUGCCCAGGGUGGUUGGGAAGAUCCUGAGCGAGAAGCUGUGCCUCCUCCAAGGGUUUAAGAAGUGCCUGGCAGAGUACUUGAGCCAGGAGGAAUAUGAGGCCUGGAGCCAGAGAGGGGACAUCGUCCAGGAGGGAGAGGUGUCCGGGGGCCACUGCUGGGUGACCCGCCAUGCUGUGGAGUCCCUCAUGGAAAAGAACAUCCACGCCCUCCUGGACGUCCGGCUGGACAGUGUCUGUGCCCUGCACAGAAUGGACAUCUUCCCUAUCGUCAUCCACAUCUCUGUCAAUGAGAAGAUGGCGAAGAAGCUCAAGAAGGGCCUACAGCGGCUGGGCACCUCGGAGGAGCAGCUCCUGGAGGCUGCCAGGCAGGAGGAAGGAGACCUGGACCGGGCGCCUUGUCUGUACAGUACUCUGGCUACCGACAGCUGGAGUGACGUGGACGGCCUGCUCAGCUGUGUCCGCCAGGCCAUUGCCGACGAGCAGAAGAAGGUGGUGUGGGCGGAGCAGAGCCCCCAGUGACAGGCCCGGGACUGUGGAGGCCUCUGGGUGCCGGUGAAUGCAGUCCUGUUUCUGGGUACAGGGCCUCUGGCAGAACUGUGGGCACCUGGGCACAUGAGGCCAGCUCUCCCCUCUGGCUGGGGUCUAACCUUGAACCCUCGCCACGUGCAGGACGCAUAUGGUGAAGCCACUUGUAUCUGCUUACUUUUCCGUGGAAACCAUCUUCACCCGUCACCAGGCUUGCCAUGGUCUGAACUGGAGACCGUGAGAAUGUUUCUGCAGUGGCAAAGGAGGGACAUCUUCCCACGCCUUCCCUAGAGCUGGAGGCCAAAACCACCUGUCUGUAGACCUGAUUCAAAUCCGUGGGCCUGCACUUCCCUUUUACAUUUUGAUGUGUCAAAGACUUGCUCCAAAAGCAUAGAGGCAAUGGGUGGGGAGCCAGGGGGGCCCCCAAGGCUGCUGCCACCCUUGCCGGGGCAGAGGCACAAGCCCACAUAUGCCAUGCAACUGGCCACCUUUUCUCAGCUUCUGAGGCUGUGAUGCCUCCAAACUCCAGUUUACAGAGGCCAGUGUGUUUACUUGUAAAUGACGUUUCUGGGUGAUACAGACAGUACUUUCAGGGGGCCUAUGCCCUGUGGCCUCCAUGCCCGUUCAGUGGGGGCAUCCUGGAGGAGCCUGGCACCAACACCCGUGUACAAGGCCCGGUGGACUCUGCCUUCCCCCAACCUCACUUUGCACCCCAGCCCUCAAACAUCGAGACUCCACCCCCAGGGCUCAGGGGAGGACCCAGGUCCCCCAGCACCUGGCCUUGCCCGACCUCCUGGGACUGUGGCAGAGUGAAUGUCAUUAGACAACAGUGUCUGAAACCCAGGAAGCUGUUCUAGAAUUCAGUAUUGUCAUAAACGAGUUCAGGAAAAGAACUAUAUAUUUUACUAAAAUAAAAAGCUUUUACAGUA